UGCAUAUGGAUAUUGUCGAGUCAGUUCGAUAUACAUAGUCGUAUAGUUUCAGUCAGUUUAAGAAGCUUCACGUGUUUAUAUAUACACUGAUUUUUUUCCUUCAAAUAGUAAAGUGUCAUAAAAGGCCGUCAUAAGAAUCGAAUAAGAGAAAAAAAAACAAAAUAAUGGCUGGAGUAUUCGAUAUUGAAUUGCACGAAGACGAUAACGUAAAUCAUGAUGAAUCUGAUGACGAUGUUAUUGAAACCAGAGAGGUAGAAUAUAGUCAUGCUUCUAAUGUUGACACAAUGUUAGAAUCUGAUAAUUUGGAAAGAGUACAAUUGUCAGAACAAAAUGUUAAUCCUGGACAAGAGAAAACUGGCCCUCAGGAUUUUGAAUUGUGUAAAAUUCUUGGCGAAGGAGGAUAUGGAAAAGUUUUUCAAGUUAGAAAAGUUACAGGCAAAGAUAAAGGCAGUAUCUUUGCUAUGAAAGUAUUACGUAAGGCAUCUAUUAUAAGAAAUCAAAAAGAUACAGCUCAUACUAAAGCAGAGAGAAAUAUAUUAGAAGCUGUCAAGCAUCCAUUCAUUGUUAAUUUAAUGUAUGCCUUUCAAACUGGAGGAAAAUUAUAUUUAAUUUUGGAAUAUUUAUGCGGUGGAGAACUGUUUACAUAUUUAGAUCGAGAAGGCAUAUUUUUAGAAGAUACAGCAUGUUUUUAUUUAUCCGAGAUCAUACUUGCCCUGCAACAUCUACAUAAUCAAGGAAUAAUAUAUAGAGAUUUAAAACCAGAAAAUAUUUUAUUAGAUGGAGAAGGUCAUGUAAAAUUAACAGAUUUUGGUCUUUGUAAAGAACAUAUACAAGAUGGUACAGUAACUCAUACAUUCUGUGGAACAAUAGAAUACAUGGCUCCUGAGAUUUUAACAAGAAGUGGCCAUGGAAAAGCUGUUGAUUGGUGGAGUUUAGGUGCUUUAAUGUUUGAUAUGCUCACAGGGAUGCCUCCAUUCACCGGUGAUGAUAGAAGAAAAACAAUUGAAAAAAUAUUAAGAGGAAAAUUAUGUCUUCCACAGUAUCUUACACCCGAUGCAAGAGAUUUAAUUCGUAAACUGUUAAAGAGACAAGUUGGUCAAAGAUUAGGAUCUGGGCCUGAUGAUGCAGAGCAAAUAAUAAAUCAUAAUUUUUUUAAACACAUUAGUUGGGAAGAUGUUAUUUCACGUAAAUUGGAGCCUCCUUUUAAGCCAUCGUUGAAAAGUGCAGAUGAUACAUCUCAAUUUGAUGAACAAUUCACUGCAACCAUUCCGGUAGAUUCACCUGUUGAAAGUACUUUAAGUGAAUCCGCAAAUAUGAUAUUUCAAGGUUUUACAUAUGUGGCGCCAAGUGUUUUAGAAGAAAUUUAUGCACAACCAAGAGUUAUAAAUGCCAGAAGUCCUCGCAGAGAACUUUUAAGUACUGGUUUUAGUGGAAGUCUUCACAGUUUAUCACCAAGGACUCCAGAAACGCACCAUCAUACGCCUUCUCAAUUUCAUCAACUUAGGCAUCAUAUAGUAGGGCACAAUAACAUAGAAGAUACUGAAAUGAUGGACGUUGGUCGACUACCAAAUCAUUUAUAGUGGCCAGUGUUUAAUAAUGCUAACUUAUAAGACAUUAUUGAACUUCCAAAAUUAUAUUGCAGAAUUAAUAUUUCUGCUAUGAAAAAUUGGUUAUGCAAUAAUGCUAUAAUGGUCCAACAUGCACAUUUAGCUAAUUUUUCAGUUUCUAUAAAUAUAUAUAUAUAUAUACAUUCUGUCAU
Messenger RNA from Polistes dominula (European paper wasp), 1759 nucleotides. Its product is annotated as ribosomal protein S6 kinase beta-1. NCBI's taxonomy places the organism in Eukaryota, Metazoa, Arthropoda, Insecta, Hymenoptera, Vespidae. The record is from RefSeq and is a predicted model, not a curated record. Gene Ontology annotation, biological process: signal transduction; protein phosphorylation. Gene Ontology annotation, molecular function: ATP binding; protein serine/threonine kinase activity.